Messenger RNA from Dioscorea cayenensis subsp. rotundata (Guinea yam), 942 nucleotides. Its product is annotated as 40S ribosomal protein S7-like. The transcript has 6 exons. Gene Ontology annotation, molecular function: structural constituent of ribosome. Gene Ontology annotation, cellular component: cytosolic small ribosomal subunit; 90S preribosome; small-subunit processome. Gene Ontology annotation, biological process: rRNA processing; translation; ribosomal small subunit biogenesis. The coding region runs from base 97 to 675 and encodes 192 amino acids. Lineage: Eukaryota; Viridiplantae; Streptophyta; Magnoliopsida; Dioscoreales; Dioscoreaceae. The record is from RefSeq and is a predicted model, not a curated record.
AGAAGAUGACGAAAGAAAGCCUCUCGACGCCGCUGCGAUCCCUCCGUCUCUCGGAAUCCUCUUCGAUCCCAGGAUUAACUGGUGAGAGGAUUCAAGAUGUAUACUGCAAGGAGAAAAAUCCAAAAGGACAAGGAUCUGGAGCCAACUGAGUUUGAGGACUCUGUCGCUCAGGCGCUUUUUGACUUGGAGAACAGUAACCAGGAGUUGAAGAGUGAUCUGAAGGAUCUUUUCAUAAAUUCUGCACUGCAAUAUGAUGUAGCUGGGAACCGGAAAGCUGUUGUUAUUCGUGUCCCUUAUAGGCUAAGCAAGGCUUAUCGUAAGAUCCAUGUGAGACUUGUGAGAGAGCUUGAGAAAAAAUUCAGUGGAAAGGAUGUCAUCUUGAUUGCUUCCAGAAGGAUACUUAAGCCACCAAAGAAAGGUUCAGCUGCAGUGCGCCCACGCAACCGCACCCUCACUGCUGUUCACGAGGCUAUUUUGGAGGAUGUUGUCUACCCUGCAGAGAUUGUUGGGAAGCGCAUCAGAUACCGGUUGGAUGGCUCGAAGAUCAUGAAGGUCUUACUGGACCCGAAGGAAAGGAACAACACUGAAUACAAGCUUGAAACCUUUGCUGGAGUCUACCGCAAGCUCUCCGGGAAGGAUGUGGUGUUCGAGUAUCCGACGACCGAAAAUGCAUGAAUACUACGUCUAAAUUUAUUCAUCGUAUAAUGUUUAGAUGGAAGGCAAUGUUUUAAUUGUUUUCGAAUGGAGUUGCGGUCAUUUUGAAUGUGGACCAUCCUGACCAGUUUUAUAGCAUCAAAUGUUUAUUGUCAUUGUCUUUUCUUGAUUACGGUUGCUCAAGUGAUCUGAAUUUAGACCCUCUUUGCUUGCCACUGUUGUGUACUUAACACUAGUUACAAACUCGCUUGUUUCCAAUAUUUUAAUUUAUUUGUUGGUUAAUGUGAA